Messenger RNA from Dracunculus medinensis (Guinea worm), 645 nucleotides. NCBI's taxonomy places the organism in Eukaryota, Metazoa, Nematoda, Chromadorea, Rhabditida, Dracunculidae. The record is from the annotation of a GenBank genome assembly.
AUGAAAUCAACAAAUCGGCGUUCAAAUAAUAGUAAUUUAAUAAAUCAAGCAGUAAUACCGUCAACAUCGAAUGCUGCACAACCACAACCUCAACAACAACCUAUUCAGCCAAAAACAACACAAGUAAUAUUUUUGCAAAAAAAUCCAAAAUUAUUUGUUUCAAAAAAUGGCGAAACACUUCAGCAAAUUCUUUUAACACAACCAACAACAACAUUAGCUGUUAGUGUAUCGGAUGCAAAUUUGCGCAACCAUCUUGCAGUUGGAGGAGGGGGAAGUGGUGGCAGUGGUGGCAAUGGUGGAAGUACAACAACAGACAGUUUAGUAGAUUCGGUUAAUUCAACAGAUCUGUUUCAACAGCAGCAAGUCUCGAAUGAUGAAGGAACAUCGUCAGUCACGUACGUUACUAAUACAAACGGUCUGACAUCAACUGAUAAUAGUUUUAUUAACAACGAUACAUCAGUAACAAAUGAUACUACCAAUAAUCAUGGUACCGCUGUUGGUAGUGGAAAUAGUACUACUGUUGGUGGUUCUAUUAAUGGGCGUAAUGAUAAUCAACAACAGAUCACCAACAUGGAUAUAUAUUCUAUUCCACAACAACAUAUCAAUACAGUGUAUAUUAUUAUUAUUUGCACAAUUGGUGAUUAG